Messenger RNA from Phanerochaete carnosa HHB-10118-sp, 2261 nucleotides. RefSeq lists its product as uncharacterized. The transcript is spliced from 3 exons. The record is from RefSeq and is a predicted model, not a curated record. The coding region runs from base 31 to 2043 and encodes 670 amino acids. NCBI's taxonomy places the organism in Eukaryota, Fungi, Basidiomycota, Agaricomycetes, Polyporales, Phanerochaetaceae.
UCGCAAAUUCACCCACGACAAACAGAGUGCAUGGCCGCACUAUACCUUCACCAAGCCCUGUUCGUGAACGAUGCCCCUGCGCCUACCUCACAGCAAAAUAGGACCAGCCGUGGCAUGUACGAUCUUUCGCUGUCUGGAGUGACCCUGCGCACGUCUACUUCGGAAAGUUCCCACCCUACCGAACCCUUGCUUAAUGGUCUCCAUGCGCCGUCUGCGGCCUACCUGGACAUACUUGCCAGCCAGCCCAUCUAUUACGAAUCGAAUAGGACUUCAUGGAUGACAGGGCUGUCCCUCUCAGAUGAUCUGGUGCUAUCAAGCGAGCGCAAACGGCAGCGGGAACGUCAUCUAGUACACACAAAGCUGCGCCGACUGCGAUGGGCAAACCACUUCCUCAUGAGCUUGAUUGCCGCAUGGGGCGUCUACACCGCAGUCCGCUAUUUUGUGGCCUUCACUAUUUAUACAGCGCGGGAUCGCCAUAUCGCUCUGCUCGUGCUCGGCGUCGCGUCUGCACUUUCGUUCGUUACCACUCUACUUACGCUUGUCCUAUCGUUUCUUGCUCGGCGUCUCGACUCGCGGCAUCAACCACGUUCGAUACAUGCACGCAUCUUUCCUUUCCUCAGCCUUGUAGCAUCCGUGUUGCUACUCGGACCCGCCGUCGUCAACGUAGCAUUCGUGACCAUAUGGAGGCAUUCGGCCGAUCCUGGUUUGUCAGCGCAAGGGCGCUGUCAUGGGGAUAUCGACAUCUUGUGGACUGGCACGGGACUGCAAUGCAGCGGCAGCCAUGCUGUAGUGUGGGGUGCUUGGCUUGCAGGCUCCAUCGUGCGCCUGGUUCUCACCGCUUUGACUCUCCUUACCUAUCACAUCCUAUCGUACCGAUACCUUACUGCCCGAGCCCCACGCCACCGUAGAAGCGAACGAGCACAUACGCAUCCGAUGGCCUUCGAUGUGGAGCCGGGGACGGUCAACUCAUCUACUACGCGAAGUUCACACUCGAUGAUGUCAGUGUCCACGAUGCCCGUAGCAGCACCACAAAUGCUGCGCCAAUACUCGUCGCAUUCGCAGAGCGACUUCACGCACGAGAGCAGCAUCACCGCGGUCUCGGGCGUAUCCAGGCCUGGCAGGCUGCGAGAGUAUCACUCUCGCAUCAGCUCAGACCGUCCGCUAGGGGACGGACGGCCACGACCCGUUCUCCCGCUAAGCGCGGGCCGCUCGCUGCUAUCUUCAGACGACCACGGCGGCACGACAACACGCUUCGCCAAGGACUUCGACGCCGCGCCAGCGGGCUCCUCCGCGGAAAAUCUUUCUUCACCUCCGUUCUACGGUGAAUCUGCGCGCGCACCUUACGGCAGCGUGCCCGGGGAGAGAGCUUCUGUACACACACCUGGCACACUUCCGGAGCCAGGUGUGCAGGAUGCCGCGGAGCCGAUGAGCCCUACCACUGCGGAAGAGAUGCAGAUCUUCGCCGACCGCUUCCGCGCGAUGAUGGAGCAGGUCGCGCGCGAGACAGAAGCAGGGCUCUUGCUCGCGCACCGCGGCUCGCCUGCGCACUCGCUGCACGAGGAUCCCCAGUCGCCCGACGACGGCGACAGCGGCGACAACCACGCCAUGGCGUACGUGCCCGUCUUGGGGCGGAUCAUCACGCGGAUGCCGACGAUCGAGUCGCUCGGGUCGCGCGAGGCGUGGAGCUCCGCACCGCGCAGCGGCUCCCGCUCGGCGCACACGCUCUCGCGACCGCCCACGCGCGCGAACACGCUGACGCUGAGCGAGGUCACCGGCACGCCGUCCCUGAGCCGAAGCAACAGCAUCGCCGCGAGCGCCGUGCUCGUGAGCCCGCCUGUCGAGAGCCCACCACACAGCGCUGAGCUCUCCGCUGGGGGCACCGCGCACGCACCAGAGGCGCUGCACGGAAGCAGGAGUACAGCCUCGUGCUUCACUGACGCUGCUGCGGGGGCGUCGAAUGGUGUAGAUAGUGCGGAUGCCCCUCCGGGGCGCGACGCUGAAUUGACGACCACGGACAAUGAGGGGUGCUCGCGACGAGCUUAGACGGUAUACGGGCUACGAUGCUCGUUCGGAAUACAUGGGGACAUGUUCCAGCCGAGAUCUUCGGGGACGUUCAUGGGUCUUGAGUACACAGAUGUAGGUGAGAAGCGAAGAAGGAAGAAUCCAGGGUCGCAAGCUUUGAGCCUGAUUGAUUACUCGGCUGCUCGUCAAUGUGCUAUGUCAAUUUUGGUCAGGAAUGCGGUGAGUGCGCAGAACUCCUG